ACAAAUUUCAUGAUUUUAUGAACUUUCAUUCCAGCAACUCACUGAAUUGRGAUCAUCAGAUCGAACAUCAAAUGGUUUUCCCCUGCCGAUCGUGUUCCGCUAGGUUUAUUGAAAACAUAUCUCAUGUAAUUCCCUAGUGUCAGGAAAUUGCCAGAUACUGCGCCUCUGAUGAGAUCGUGAGCAAAGUCACUUACGUCACAACCUCACUAUAAAAACGCGUUCGACGUCAGUUUUGUCAUAAUAGCGAUAAAACAGAAGCAAGAAAAGAAAAAAAAAAUAUGGAAAACAAUUCGCUUUGUGCUACAAAGAGUAAUACCACUGGCRUUCAACCUAGCCAGAUUUCAGGUGUAUAUUUAGUCCGUGGUAUCGRYAYUAUUUCGUUGGCAAUGAUCACAAGCUUAGCCAAUYGCAUGGUGYUAUUUCUAUUCAUCAAAGACCCCUUUAACAAGAUUCGCAAAUCAAGAACAAAUAUCUUAAUCACUAGUCUUGCAGUUGUGGACUUUUCAGUAGGAUUUCUUCUAGAACCCAUCGGUGCGUACUGGUUUUUAACCACUUUUUCAUCCAAACAGGAACCAUUUAAGCGCAAAUAUCUAGAAAUGGCUGAAGCUUAUCUUCUGCUUGUCUCCGUCUUCCACCUUCUUGGCAUUACCAGGGACCGCCAUCUUGCAAUCCUAAAUCCAAUGCAGUAUUCGUUCAAGAAAACAAGCAGAAAGAGAUCCUACAGCAUUGUGGCUGUCAUCUGGUUGUACUGUUUAUUUCUCGUGGCUGGUCUCAGGUUCAUCGGCAGGCAUUAUAUACGCAACAUUUUGUUCUGCUUGCAUGURGACCUUGCUGUAGUUGUAUCUGUUACUAUGUUCUGUGGAGUAAUGCGUUCUCUACGUAAACAAACACUGUGUCUAAAGAGUCUAAACGUCCAGCAACUCCUUACUGCCAGGUCAAUUGAGAGGGAAAGAAAAGUAACGAAAACUAUGGGUUUUAUGCUUGCCGUGUUUCUUGGAUGRACGCUUCCUUGGUUUCUAAUGAUGCAAAUUCUACCGUUAUGUUCCAGCUGCAAAAAGAAUCAAGCAAAGUUAUUGUGGGUUUUUCAAUGCUUCUUUGUGCUUUUCCAGGCGAACUGUGCUUUUAAUCCAUUCCUAUGUGCGUGGAGACUGCCAAAAUARAGYACAGCUAUGAAAUUAUUACUGUACKGWGGAAAACAAAAUUUCCCAAGAAAGAUUUCUCUUGGUACAACGUCGGUUUCGUUCCAGCAGCGGUCCUCGUUGGGYUGGCAGUCUACGUCUACUGGUGAUCAGCCCGUAGUGACAAACAUUCAAUCAACCGUAUCUUGASCAUUAUUCUAUCCUUAACAUUGCAUGCCGCAAAGUAUAAAACGCUUYUAAACUCGUAAGGUCCACAAGACACCGUUUAUUUUUACUAGCUAAACUAUUACAAAAUAUUUUGUUUAUAUAGUACGUAAUCUAAUAGACUGCAAAGAUGUUGUAAUACUACCUAUUCUACGUCGUAUUUAAUAAAGAAAACUAUAAUCAUAGAA
Messenger RNA from Exaiptasia diaphana, 1531 nucleotides. Its product is annotated as trace amine-associated receptor 5-like. Lineage: Eukaryota; Metazoa; Cnidaria; Anthozoa; Actiniaria; Aiptasiidae. Gene Ontology annotation, biological process: G protein-coupled receptor signaling pathway. Gene Ontology annotation, cellular component: membrane. The record is from RefSeq and is a predicted model, not a curated record. Gene Ontology annotation, molecular function: G protein-coupled receptor activity.